Molecule: messenger RNA, 655 nt
Organism: Anopheles aquasalis
Lineage: Eukaryota; Metazoa; Arthropoda; Insecta; Diptera; Culicidae
Product: iron-sulfur cluster assembly 2 homolog, mitochondrial
Biological process (GO): iron-sulfur cluster assembly
Cellular component (GO): mitochondrion
Molecular function (GO): 4 iron, 4 sulfur cluster binding; iron ion binding; 2 iron, 2 sulfur cluster binding
Source: RefSeq, a predicted model, not a curated record
GAAACCCGGCGGACUGUUUAGAAUCGGCGCAAUUAUAAGUCUACUUAUGCAAUAUUGCAUAAACUGAUAAAAUAGUAGCCCUCUACAAUCAUCGAACCUGUACUUCGUGGCCACUAGUGAAAAUUGCUAAUUUCAAAAAUGAUGUCCCUGCUUUCAAAGCGUUUGUUCGCAUCGAUACCGAAGAUUAGCUAUCACCGAAGGCUGGCAUCAUCCGGUACAGUAGACAGCCAGGUUCAACUAAGCGAUUCCUGCAUAAAUCGAUUGAAGGAAAUCUGCCAAAAUGGUGCGUUCCUUCGGGUGUCCGUUGAAGGUGGAGGUUGUUCUGGAUUUCAGUACAAAUUUUCCAUUGAUAAGCAACUUGGCGACGAUGAUACCGUGCUAGGUGAUGGCGUAGCCCGUGUGGCCAUAGAUAGUGCCUCUGCCGAGUACCUUAGCGGAUCCACAAUCGACUACCACACGGAACUUAUACGCUCCGGUUUCCGCGUUAUCAACAAUCCAAAGGCGGAACAGGGCUGCUCCUGCGGAGCGUCCUUUGCAGUAAAACUUGAUUAAUGGUCGAAAGAUCGGCUGUGUUGGGCGUGUAGGGCAACAAUGCUUGACUAAAACGCUUUCUGUAGAAAUGAUAUAAACAUGUUCCAUAUUUAUUACAGUUGAA